Messenger RNA from Pelobates fuscus (common spadefoot toad), 5120 nucleotides. It is a transcript of the gene EFNB1, whose product is annotated as ephrin B1. Gene Ontology annotation, biological process: axon guidance; ephrin receptor signaling pathway. Gene Ontology annotation, molecular function: ephrin receptor binding. The coding region runs from base 268 to 1245 and encodes 325 amino acids. The record is from RefSeq and is a predicted model, not a curated record. NCBI's taxonomy places the organism in Eukaryota, Metazoa, Chordata, Amphibia, Anura, Pelobatidae. The transcript has 5 exons. Gene Ontology annotation, cellular component: plasma membrane.
UGCAGGGAUUGGUUCUCAGUUUGCUGUCACCGAGGAGACCGGGCAUCGGCAGCCAAGAUCACCAGCCAGCGGAUCUCAGGGCACCGAGGGCAGCGGGCAUGGAGCCGUGAGGGGCCCGGACAUUAGCGGAGUGAGCGGGGAUAUUACACAGCGCUCCGCAGCCGGGCAUGGCCAGUUCGGAUACCUAAGGGAGCUCGGGAUUGGGUUCGGAUAUUGCUCGGGAAAAGUUCGGCUAAGCUUGGAUCCCUGGUGAAGCGGCGGGAGCGGAUGGAGGGUCCCUGGCAACUGCUCGGGCUCCUGCUCGCCGUGUGCAGGGUGUGCUCGGUGCUCAGCAAGAGCCUGGAGCCGGUCACAUGGAACUCACAGAACCCGCGGUUUUUAUCUGGAAAAGGCCUGGUUAUUUAUCCACAGAUUGGCGACCGUCUGGACAUAAUCUGCCCCAAGGGGGAGCAAUCACGGCCCUACGAAUACUACAAGCUGUACAUGGUCCGCAAAGAUCAGGCAGAAUCCUGCAGCACAGUUAUGGACCCUAAUGUGUUAGUAACCUGUAACCAGCCAGAAAAGGAGUUCCGGUUUACCAUAAAGUUUCAGGAAUUCAGCCCCAACUACAUGGGCCUGGAGUUCAAGAAACACCACGAUUACUACAUUACAUCCACAUCCAAUGGCACUCUCCAGGGUAUAGAAAAUCGAGAGGGGGGCGUCUGCAGCACACGAUCUAUGAAGAUUAUCAUGAAGGUCGAACAAGAUCCCAAUGCAGUUUUGCCAGAACAUCUGACUACUAGUAAACCUAGCAAAGAGCAAGAUAAUACUGGAAAAUUAGCAACUUCGGGACCUUGGAUUCAUAUAGAAGACCAUGCCAAACAAGGUGAAAAUGCUGGGAAUACUGGAGAUGGAGUUGACAAUUUCUUCAAUUCAAAAAUCGCUGUGUUUGCUGCAAUUGGAGCUGGCUGUGUAAUCUUCAUCCUUAUCAUAAUUUUUCUGAUUGUCCUGCUCAUCAAGAUCCGAAAACGUCAUCGUAAGCAUACACAACAGCGGUCAGCAGCGCUCUCACUUAGCACAUUGGCCAGCCCAAAGUGUAGUGGCAAUGCAGGCUCCGAGCCCAGUGACAUCAUCAUCCCGCUGCGGACUACAGAGAACAAUUACUGCCCACAUUAUGAGAAAGUCAGUGGGGACUAUGGGCAUCCUGUGUACAUUGUUCAGGAGAUGCCCCCACAAAGCCCUGCAAACAUUUACUACAAGGUCUGAGGAGGGCCCACAAAUAAAACCUUGCUCCCCAUCUGUGGGAUAAGCCAAUCCAUCACCAGGAGCACAGGCCAAAGGUCACUCUGCAUUAAAGGACUCUGGGAGACGGAGCAAUAAGACUAACUUUCCCUAUGUUAGGUAUUUUUAUAUAGUUUGUCCUUUUUAUUAUGCUCCCUAUCCUCUCCAAGGUAGGGUGGGAUAAUCUGCUCCUGUCUGUACUUUGCACACAUGCAGUGUUUUUAACCCUUACUUGACAUGGAAGUGACUGGAGCAGUCAGGACUCAACCGUGGAAUUUACCUUGUUGGGACACAAGUACCUGAGUGAGAAUUACUGAUGCAAUUCAAUUGUGCAUUGAAAAAGUGCCCUGCAUGGUGUCCGAAGGGUUUGGCAAAGCCACCUGGUUCUUGGAGUUAGUAUCCUAGUCUUGAGCGGUGUCUCCUAGUCUUGAGCAGUUUUUCUCCAGUUCCUUGUCAAAAGACCAAUCUAAUGGUAGUUUUUUGGGUUUUUUAGGGCACAGAUGGGAGCUGCAGCCAUGUUCAGCACUCUGGCACACUGCAUUUGCUCUCUUAUGUGUUUUCAGAGUGCUGUCACUUGGUGUGUCUCAACCACACACCCUAAAACGGAAAUCUGGGCCUGUGUAGUUCCUAUACUGUUUCUGUGCAGGCGGACAAAAAGAGUGAGCGCUAAGUAUUUCUAUACUGUACUACACACACUACCUGUGCACUGGUAUACACACCACACAUGCUACCUGUGCACUUAUAUGCACUUAAUUGCACACUUGUGUUUAAUAUGACUGUAUUUCAAUCAACGCCCUGUCCAAUGUGGUGAGAAAAGGACCCAAUUAAUGGUGGAUACAACACCCUGAGUGUUACUGGGUCCUGGGACUAGAUCCUGCCUAAUAGCUGAAACUUUUGCCUUGAUACCUAAAGCAUAAAGAUUAGACUUAAAGGCAAGAACCACUCAGGCUGUUGUCUCCACACAUAUUGUGUUGAUUCUGAAUCAAACAUGUCAUUAGAUGCAGUAACUUAGAACUAAAAAGCAUUGCGUGGAGUAACAAUGACCUUAAUAUUGACUGGUGUGACCUCCGUAUACAAUGUUCAAUGUAGGAGUGACAGGAGAAUGUUUUGGAUGCUAACCAAUGUGGCGGUGGUUGCAUUCACCUGACCAGCUUUUAUCCCUAUUGGUUAUACAUUUUUUUAGAGAUGCUGGUGAUAUUUAAACCUAUAUUCCAUAACUGUAGGAAGUAAAGGAAGAGUGGUGAGGGUGUGUUCUGAUUUUUGAUCACAUAAUGUUUAAAUCUUUCAGUCGUUUUUGUUCCUGAUGAGCCAGCCCACUUUUCUACUUUUUUCAAAAUAAUAAUAAUUAUAACCUUGACCGGAAAAAAGUUUCAGGUGAAAGCAGUCUCCAUGAUGGUGCUUGUCACACAUCCGUGUUGACUCAGGGAUCUGUACGGUGUUGGCCAUCACAUCAUGUGAUGGCAUAUCUUGUGUGACCGCUUUGGUAAAGCUCUCUCUCAUUUGGUUAUUUAGCGACCCUGUGUCCCCUGUCUUGUCAGCUAUAUAUAACAAAUAUGCUGGUGUUCACCCAAUGUGAUUCAUCAUGAGUGAACAUUUGUUAUAUGCAUUUAUUUUAACAUUUGGUGUGUCACACAUGGUGCUGAGCUACAUCCUGCAAGACAGGCCUAAGUUAUACUAGUCUGAGCCAUUGCAGCCUCCCCAAACCUGGUGUCCAAGUCUUUCCAGCAUAUGGCUCCUCUCUUGUAGAAAUGCUGUAGAUCUAAAGUAGGGGUUGGGAAUCCUUCAGCCCUCAAGAUAUUUUGGACUACAUCUCCUAUAAUGCUCUUACAGCCAUAAUGCUGGCAAAGCAUCGUGAGAGAUGUAGUCCACAACAUCUGGAGGGCUGAAGGUUCCCCACCCCUGAUAUAAAGUAAAAUCCCUCAUACAUACUUUUUUUGCCAUGGUCUAUAUAAAUAUAUAUACAUGUAUCAUGAGUGACACUGGUGGUUAUAGUGACUAGGUCUUGCUCUUAAAUCAUGCAGUUGGCCUUUUCUGUCUCGCUUGUGAGCGGGGGAAGACAUCAGAUAAUGUAUACAGUUAUGCCACCAUGUUUUGUGUACACGAUUUGUCUGUUGCUUGUGAGUCCAGAUGCCAACCCAGCAUGUUCUGUAUUGCAGUGGUGUGGGCAGCAACUAUGAACAAGAUGAAGGGGACGAUCCUUAGCUGCUAAUGUACACCAACAUAGAAGGUUCUAUAAACUUCACUGACCAUAUUCGUGCACAUAGAUGAUCUCACAACAAUUUUACACAUUUUCCCCCCUAUUGUGUGUGUUUUCGCUCCAUAUUAUAACCGUUAUACAUCCCUUUCCUGCCUUCUUUGUCCAUAAAGGUUUUUAAUUUUUUCUCAGUAGUGCACAUCUCACACAUUUAAUAUUAAGUCUUAUCCCUUGCAUUUCAUUUAAACCCUUUUGCUGCGUUUUUGAUAGCAGGGGGGCAUGGUCUUGCCCUAUUCAUGGUCUUGGGGGCAACCUUUGCAACUCUUAAAGGGAAUUUGGAUGCCUGCCCACUGCCUUAUACCUUGGUGUUUUGUACACCCUAUUGCACACACACAACUUUUCUAUCACAUUGUAUGCAGGCACACGCACAUGCUUGUUCUGUCCUCCUUACUGGAACACACCCUAUAAUUUAUUUUGUGGUAGCAUUUCCUUCACUUUUUUUUUUUUUUUUUUGCUUAAGCUGCGGCAGCCAAGUUGAGGCAUGUGCUGCAUUUUUAAAUUCCUUGCUCCGUACUGAUCAAUUAAAGCCUGCAGCAUAAAUGCAGUUAUAGAAAAAGCCUAAAACUAUAAAAUUCUAGCACAAUACUCCUUACACCUUUUUAAAAGGGACCCAAAAAUUACAAAGAUGCCAUUAGAUCGGCAACCUAACUUCGAAAUAACUGUUGACCUGUAACCUGUUCUUCACGGGUAAUAGUGAUUACUAUUAAAAUACAUUCUCAAAAUAGGUCUUCAAUGCAUUGUAUUAAAUAAAUUCUGGUGUUGCCUAUAGCCUGUGCAAAUUGGGACUGUUUUGGGUCCUGAGCUGGGGUUAAGAAGCCCUGUUGCAACAUUUAUAUCAGAUUCACACAAAUUGUAGAAUUAGUGUGGUGUACAGUCACAUUAAAAAAUACAGUGGGGUCCCCUGCCUUUAGACUCUGCAAAGGGCAGUGUGCCCAAAUUAGUUUCAAUGAACUUUUUGAUAUUGAUCCAUGCUAGGAAAGAACACAGGUAUGUUUCAUCUUGAAGUGUGCAAGUAGUGACUAAGGACACAUGUAGCUGUGGUGGUCCAUGUUGACAGCCUUUUUACCUAUUCUACCUUUCUUGCUAGUAGUACCCUCCGAAGACCUCUAUAUAGCCCUUGGCAGCUCCUAUUCCCGCUUCACGUUCUAUGCAGAGUUAUAUCUGGUAUCCUUUUGUAUUGAGGCAGAUUAAGGGCUUCUGCACUCGGAGGCAGCAGCUGUCUGUCUGCCGGAGAGGGGCUUUGAGACAUUUAGUCUCUUGUGACAAGGACAAAGGCCUUAAAAUAGAAUUUUAAAAGCACCACCAUUCACAUCCUAUAUUUGCAUCAACCACUGUUCGAUGCUGAUGCUCUAGAUUUUAUUUAAUUUCUUUAUUAAUUAUUACACCGAGAUUGUCUUCUGAUUUCAGAACAGAUUAAGGUGCAAACUUUUUUUUUUUUUUUUUAUCAUAAAAACAAAUUACUCGGAUGUACUGCAUUUUAUAUACUCUUUUUAAACUCUUUAGACACAUCUUUCUUUAAGUACCAAGCUGCAGAUUCUUUUUUUUUUGCAGAUUGUAAACACUUUAUCACUUCGAACAGUGAAGAUAUGUAUGUUUCACCUCCUUU